This is a messenger RNA of Eimeria mitis, 1599 nucleotides long. RefSeq lists its product as uncharacterized. Lineage: Eukaryota; Apicomplexa; Conoidasida; Eucoccidiorida; Eimeriidae. Gene Ontology annotation, molecular function: protein binding. The record is from RefSeq and is a predicted model, not a curated record. The coding region runs from base 1 to 1599 and encodes 532 amino acids. The transcript has a single exon.
AUGUAUGCAGACUGGAUUCGUAGAAAACUGCGCUCCCAUGAUACUGAACCACCCUGCCUGACCAAUGGUCACACUCGUUUCUUAGCGCUGCUGGCUCGUGCAGACAUCCCGCAGCAGCAGCAGCAGCAGCAGCAGCAGCAGCAGCUGCUGCUGCAGCACCAGGACCCAGACCACCACCAGCACCACUACCAGCACCAGCAGCAGCAGCACCAGCAGCAGCAGCAGCAGGAGGAGGAGGAGGAGGAGAAGGGAGAAGAAAGAGAGAUGCUGCAGCAGCUGCAGCAGCAGCAGCAGCAGCAGCAGCAGCAGCAGCAAGUUGCUGCUGCUGGGCUGGAAAUUUACUUAGAAGAGUUUUAUGAUUUUUUGCUGCUGCAUUUUGGUCAUUGGGUUGUUGUUUACGAUCCCGAGGUUUCUCCUUUUCUAGCUUUAUGUAGAUACCAUGCUCCUGCUGCUGCUGCUGCUGCUGCUGCUGCUGCUGCUGCUGCUGCUGCUGCUGCUGGUGGCGGUGGGGGUGGGGGUUUUGGGGGUGGUAGUUGUGCUGCUGCAGCAGGCGGGGGAGGGGCAGGAGCUGAUGCUGCUGCUGCUGCUGCUGCUGCUGCUGAUGCUGCUGCUGCUGCUGCAUUUGCAGAAGCUUCUGCUGCUGCUGCAGAUGCAGCAGAAGCAGCAGCAGCAACACCUGAAGCAGCAGCAGCAGCAGCAGCAGCAGCAGCAGCAAAAACCCCUAAACUGAUGCUGCCUCUGUCGAUGCAACCGAAGCAUUUAUGGCCCCCAGCAGCAAAGGUGCUGCAGUAUACACAAAAGGAGAAGAAGCUUGCUGCUGCUGCUGCUGCUGCUGCUGCUGCAGCAGCAGCAGCAGCAGCCACAGGCACACCUAUAAAAGACACAGCAGCAGCAGCAGCAGCAGCAACAGCAGCAGCAGAACUGCAAGUUGUGCUGCUGAUAGGAGCCGUGCAUAUCAUUGCAUGCUACAAAAGCCCAGACACAAAGCAGCAGCAGCAGCAGCAGCAGCAGCAGCAGCAAAAGGUGUUUGCUUCUGCUGCAGCAGAAACCAGCAGCAAACAGCAAGCUGCUGCUGCUGCUGUUGCUGAUAUUUGGGGGCUGCUGCGCUUCUUUGUGGGCCCCGCAAAAGACAGAUUCAAAACAGCAGCAGAACGCAUGCAGCAGCAGCAGCAGCAGCAGCAGCAGCAGCAGAUGCUGCUGCAGCAGCAGCAACAAUUGCAGCAGCAACAGAUGCAGCAGCAACUCCAGCAACAACAACAACAAAUGCAGCAGCAGCAACAGCAACAGCAACAGCAGCAAAGGAUACAACAACAACUGCAGCAGCAGCGCAUGCAGCAGCAGCAGCAGCAGCAGCAGCAACACUAUCAUGAUCAUAUACAGCAGCUACAUCAGCAGCAGCAGCAGAUGAUGCAGCAGCAGAUGCAGCAGCAGAUGCAGCAGCAGAUUCAGCAGCAGCAACUGCAGCAGCAGCGGCAUCAGCUGCAGCAGCAGCAGCAACAGCAACACCAACAGCAGCAGCAACACCAACAGCAGCUGCAACAGCAGCUACAGCAGCAACAACAACAGCUGCAGCAGCAGCAACAGCAGCAUCAAAUGUAA